CUCUAAAAUCUUUUUUUUUUUUGGUAAUGGGCUCUAAAAUCACUGAUGUGGUAAGUGAAAGAAGACUUCCCCUACUCAUUGUUUCAUUAGCCUUUCCUGCGAACUCCUCGGAGCCAGAGCAUAAUCUCCGAAGCCGCGGAAAUCUGUUUCCGAUCAGAAGGGCGGAUGAAGAACCUGUUGAUCCGAAGAAAUAUCUUGAAGAGACUUGCAAGCCAAAGUGUGUGAAACCUCUUCUUGAAUAUCAGCAUUUGGAAUAUCGUGUAGUAAAUUUUUUGCGUCUCGGGGAAAUGAUUAUAGGUGCUGGGUUCACAAAGAUGGUGCCUUUGACUGACACUAGUAGAGUUAGUCCUUAGAUGUGGUUGCAACUUGAUUUGUGUGAAAGUGAGAUGGUUUUCAGGUUGGAACAAUGUCUCUGCUGUUUCUUUGUAAUUUUGUUGGCUUUAUUUUCACGUAUGAAUGACGGUUGAAAAUUCGAUCACUUCAGCAUUUGGUGCAUUCUUUGUUCUUAGUAGCUGUGAUGUCUUAUACAAUUGGGCCUUGCAUCAUUGGUUAUUAUGUGAAGUGUCUUUAUUGAUUGGAGUUACAUCGU
Molecule: messenger RNA, 589 nt
Organism: Macadamia integrifolia
Lineage: Eukaryota; Viridiplantae; Streptophyta; Magnoliopsida; Proteales; Proteaceae
Exons: 3
Coding region: 27-353 (108 amino acids)
Source: RefSeq, a predicted model, not a curated record